Messenger RNA from Sinocyclocheilus anshuiensis, 654 nucleotides. RefSeq names its product claudin-9-like. Gene Ontology annotation, molecular function: structural molecule activity. The record is from RefSeq and is a predicted model, not a curated record. Bases 1 to 654 code for a protein of 217 amino acids. NCBI's taxonomy places the organism in Eukaryota, Metazoa, Chordata, Actinopteri, Cypriniformes, Cyprinidae. Gene Ontology annotation, cellular component: bicellular tight junction; membrane. The transcript has a single exon.
AUGGCUUCCGCCGGCCUGGAGAUCCUGGGGAUGAUCCUGACCGUGGCCGGGUGGCUCGGCGUGAUGGUGGCCUGCUGUUUGCCCAUGUGGAGAGUAGCGGCGUACAUAGGCCAGAACAUCGUUAUCACGCAGAUCGUGUGGGAAGGUUUGUGGAUGAGCUGCGUGGUGCAAAGCACAGGACAGAUGCACUGCCGAGUCUACGACGCCAUGCUGGGGCUUCCCGACGACCUGCAAGCUUCCCGGGCUCUCACCGUUGUAAGUACACUGCUCGGUGUGGUGGGCAUGGCUCUGGCAGUGGCUGGGGCAAAGUGCACCAACUGCACCUCAGAUACAGCAAACAAGCCGCGCAUUAUGCUGGCAGCCAGGGUGACGUUUAUAACGUGUGGGCUGCAGCUGCUAGUGGCCGUCUGUUGGACAGCUAACGGCAUCAUCCUGGAUUUCCACAACCCGCUUCUAGAGGAGACGCAAAAGAGGGAGUUUGGGAACUCACUGUACUUCGGAUGGGGCGCCUCCUGCCUGCUGAUCCUAGGUGGAGCUAUUUUGUCUUGUUCCUGCUCCUCAAAAGCACAGAACAAUGCCGCGCCGACAAGAGUGGACUACUCGGGGGUCAAAUCUAUCUCGGUGAAUGGAUAUGACAGGAGAGACUAUGUUUGA